AAUUUAUAAAUAAUUAAUUAAUAUUCGUUGAUUUUUAUAAAUAUUUUUUUUACAGAAUCAACUUUUAUGGGUAAAUAUAGUUCAUCUAGAAGCAGGUCGAGCUCAAAAGGCAAAAGCAAAAAAGAUGCCAAUUCUUAUACAAAUAACUCUAAAAAGUAAUAUGAAUAGCAUUAUAGAAGAAAAAGUUAGAGUAGAAGUAAAAGUAGAGAAAGAAAUGAUAGAAGAGAUAAAUAAAAUUAAAAAAACCAUAAAGAAAGAAAAUAUUCAAGUCAAAGUAGAAGUAGUAGCAGAGGUAGCAGCAAAGAGAAACCUUUAAGACAUUAUUCUAGAAGAGAAAGAUCAAGUAGCAGGGAAAAUGAUAGGAGAAAAGGUUAUGGAUAAAAUCAAGGAGGCAAAUAGAAACUAAGCAGAGAAGAAUUAUUGGCAAAAAGAAUCUAAUAAAGAUAAAAUUUAUAAUUAAGAAAGAGUAUAUGGGAUUAUAGCACGGAUGAAGAAGAUUACUAGAAAGAAAUUCAAUAAUUUUACCAAAGAAUGGAAAAUGAUAAAUUAAAGAUUGAAGAAGAAAAUAAGAUGAAAGAGGAAACCAAAAGAUUAAAAAAGCUAAGAAGAUUGCAAAAAUCUUAAAAUGGAGACUACUUAGACGAAAGAGAUGAUGACAGUGAUAAUGAAGAUUCAAUUAGCAGUAAAUCUAGUAAUUUAGGAUCUGAUUUUUCAGAUUCAAGUAUAUCAUCUAAUUCAGAUUCUGAUAGCGAUGAAAGCUUAAAUUCAGAUAGUUCUAAUGAUGAUAAGAAAAGAUCAUCAAGGAAAAAAGCUUCAAAAAAAUCAAGCAAAAGCAAUAAAAAAGACAAAAAAGAUAAAAAAUAAAAAGAUAAAUCUAAGAAAGGAUCAAAAGUAAUCAAUUAGAAAAGUGAAGAAGAUGAGUCUGAGUUCGAAUCAGACAACUCAUUUGCUAGACUUUGUAGAGAAAAAGUAAAUGGGCCAGAUAAAAAAAAGAAGAUGUAAAAUAAAUUGAAGAAUACAAGCAAAUAACCAGAAAAAGCGAAAAAAACAGAAGAAACUUAGCAAGAUAAAGCAGAAGUAGAAAAAGAAGAAUCAAAUUCAGAUGAUAGUGAUGAUAUGGAUGAAGAAAUAAAACUUGACGAUUAAAAUAAACCUAUUAUGUCUUAUCUUCCAAUAGGCCCUUAGCCAUUAGUCUUGAAUGAAGGUAAAAAAGAUAACUACAAUGGUUUAUUACCAGGUGAAGGUGAGGCUAUUGCAUAGUAUUAUGAUGAAGGUAAGCGUAUCCCUCGUAGAGGUGAAGUCGGUUUAACAUCUGACUAAAUUUAAAAGUAUGAAGAUCUUGGUUAUGUAAUGAGUGGUUCAAGACACAAAAGAAUGAAUGCUGUUCGUAAAAUGAAAGAAGCUAAAGUUAUUAGUUAACAAGAGAAAAAAGCUAUGGCCAUUUAUAAUUAUCAAUAAAAAAAUAAAUAAGAAAAGAAGCUAGAUAUUUAUUUCAAAUAAAUGCUAGAAGAAAAGAUUAAAUCUACAAAAUAAAAUACAGAGUAAACUAAUUGA
This is a messenger RNA of Tetrahymena thermophila SB210, 1554 nucleotides long. RefSeq names its product Ras-induced vulval development antagonist protein. The record is from RefSeq and is a predicted model, not a curated record. The transcript is spliced from 2 exons. Gene Ontology annotation, cellular component: nucleus. NCBI's taxonomy places the organism in Eukaryota, Ciliophora, Oligohymenophorea, Hymenostomatida, Tetrahymenidae. Gene Ontology annotation, biological process: regulation of gene expression. Gene Ontology annotation, molecular function: chromatin binding.